GCUUUAUAAUGACACUGCCACCUUUAGAGCACCAUGCCAUCACCAACAAAUUAAAGAGAAGCUUCCCAUGAAAUUUUGUGAUGUUUUAGGUUUACAGUACCAUCUAGUGCUUAGAGAAAAAACUACAUUUGUGUUUUUUCCAGGAGAAAAGAUAUCAAAGCAGUUGAUGUCUUGUUUUUCUAAACCAGCUGUGGUAAAAUCACAAAAUUGAGCAGUAAGAAAAGGAACAAAAAAACAAUCUUGUCAAAGUGGAAUGAAGAUGUGUAUAUACAUUUUUAUGAACAAAAAGCCUUUUCACUAGGAAUUUCAUUUUGAUGCAAUGCAUUGCAUACAACAAAACUGUGUUUCUUCAUAUCCUUUGUUGCACCAAGCACCUUAUCAUUAUGACCCGUGGGUGUUGAUGUUUUCACUUUUGUUGCCCUUGUACUUCUGGUUCAGUGCUGUCCAAACGUGGAAAUGCUGUUCUAUUCAAAUGAAACAAGUUUACAAAUAACGUUUCGUCUAAAUUACAACUCUCGCUUCUUUGAGCAUUUAAAGGAAACAUUUUUGAAGUAAGAGACAAAAGUGGCCCAGUAGGAUCGAACGCUAACAAAUACUUCUGUCAUUGUGUUUUGUGUGCCAGAGCUAGAUGAAAUAUAAGACUACCAAAAAAGUUUUAUCUAAAUUUCACACAAACCCAGUCCUACUGGUUUCGUAUCCCUAUUGAUGUUUUUCACAACCCCCACAGGACUCGUACCUGUACGUUCAGAAGAUGCUUAUGUAACACCCAAAAUUGCAGUGUGACAGUGGAAGUUGAAACACAUGAGAAGUGUGGCAGGAAAUGUGAUGCUAGGCGCUCAUGUGUCAACACAGAGGCCUGUCAUGAGCUAGGAACUUCCUUUCAACAGCAGUGGUCAAUCUGAAACGUAGUCACAUGUGGCGUGGUGCGUUUUAAAUUUUAAUGUUCCCUGUUGAUAGUGCCCCCCCCGCCAUAGAGGUUUCAGCCUGUUGCCUUCAUCAGCUGUUGCGGGUUCUACCUUUCCAAAAUGUAUGGAAGUAUUAUGUGUACUUUUCCAUUUCUUCAUGUUUUUAUGAAAACAUUUAUUCAUUCAGGGAAGUUUCUCUGAGAGAAAGCUUCUUUUUAGCAGGAACUCCCCGAUCACAGUCACACCUGGAAGCUGCCCUUUACAGCCACAGUUUGAGCAGCUCCACUGGAGUAGUUUGGCUGAAGGGUACAUCAGUGGUGGGAUUAGACCGACGACCUCCGCCACACACUUACUAUAUAAACAAGGGCAACAAAUAAACAGGAUAUGAAAUCAGAAUAAAGUGAUUAUUCAUCCGGUGUCUAUUUUAAAUUCAUAAACAUUACGUGAACUAAUGGUUUCUGUUUUCAUUUUGCGUACGGUGUGACAGCAUGUCUCAUGACAGAUGAUUCAGAAAAUCUGACAUGAGGUUUAGGGAAGGCAUUUUGGUUUAGGAAUAACCAAACAAUAACAUGAUUCUGGUCACUACCGAUUUAUCAACAACCUCCUAACAUAAAGAGAAAAUAAUUGCUGGGAGUUACAAAAAUAUUAGAAAAAAAUAAAGAUAAAAAGUUUUUUAAAAAACAGCUUUAAUUUAGAAGUUAUUACAUAAAUAAAUGUGGGAUUGGAAAACUAAUUGUAUGCUUGCCUAGUAAUAUAGUUGCAGCCCUAUACAAGCACUGUGUAUAAUGUGUGACUAAUAAUUAAACAGUAAAUAUUACUGGAUCAGGUUUAUCACAUGUACAGAAAUAAAACAUAGGGGCGCUUUAACAUAUUGUAUUUUAAAUAUGUGAUACAUUUGCUUUGGUGAAUUUGAAAAUCAUAUCUUCCUGUUCUUUCUUGAGCAAAUCAAAAUCUGUAGAUGAGGUAGACAGGACCCAUGGUUAUUGAGAUGGGAGGAGUGUAGAGAAAUACACUUUUUGUUUGUUCCUCAUCUCCCUUGUCACACGCUCAUUGCCUCCUACAAAGAAGACUGAAUGAUCCAACUAUGUCUCCUUUUACCAUGGACUUUGGACUUGCAUAUGAUGAACUCAACUUUACUUAUAACGACUCAGGGUUCACCCUAAACCCCGAUACGCAGCCAUGCCACUUCUCCAUCCCAGAUGCGGUGACCUUUGCUGUCAGUGCGUUUUACAUCCUCAUCUUUCUGCUGGCCAUUCCUGGAAAUCUGGUCGUGGCAGUGGUGAUUUCCCUUUCCAAGCAGUCGCUGUCUCCCUCUGACCUCUAUCUCCUCCACCUGGCAGUGGCCGACCUCAUUCUGGCCACCACUCUCCCAUUCUGGGCCACCUCUGUUACGCAGGGUUGGGUGUUUGGAGACGCCAUGUGCAAAAUCAUGACCAUCCUCCAAGAGCUGAGCUUCUACUCGAGCAUUCUCUUCCUGACUUGCAUCAGCAUGGACCGUUACAUGGUGAUUGUGCGAGCUAUGGAGACUCGCAGGGCUAACCGGCAGCUAGCCAGCUUGGGAGUUUGUGCUGCUGUCUGGGCUGUUGGAGCGCUUCUGUCUCUGCCGGGGCUGUUCACUUCUGCUAGACCUUCUCAUUCCUCCAGUCAGACUGUGUGUACAGAUGCAUAUGAUCCCAAAACAGCUAACAAUUGGAGGCUGGGCACCAGAAUUCUCCGCCACACUUUGGGUUUUCUUAUCCCCUUGGCCAUCAUGCUGCCCUGUUACGGAGUAACCAUCCGCCGCCUCCUUAACAUCCGUGGGGGGUUUCAGCGGCAACGAGCCAUGAGAGUGAUUGUGUUCGUGGUUGUUGCCUUCCUGCUUUGUUGGACACCGUACCACAUUGCGGUGAUGGCAGACACAUUUUUCAGGUUGAACAUAGUGCCGUACCGGUGCCCAGCAAGGAUGGCAGUGGAUCAGGCCAUGUUCACCACCCAGAGUCUGGGCCUGCUUCACAGUUGUGUCAACCCAGUCCUGUAUGCUUUUGUGGGAGAGAAGUUCAGGAGGAGGCUGUUUCAGAUCCUGAAGAAGAUGGGCAUCUUGAAGAGAACAUCAAUAGCAAGAAGCAGCAGGUCUUCGCUGUCAUCAGAAAUCACAUCCACGUUCAUGUGAGAACACCAAAGAGACGCUUCUGGACUCUCUGCAUGAGUUAAUACAUCAGUGCUGAUGUUAUGGACUCAAGUUGCCUUCAACAUUUCUCCAAAUUUGUAAAUGUGUUUUCAAGCUUUGUUAUAUUUUAUUUUUUUACUUUCAAAAAAUCUUGUUUAACUUGGUUUUGGUUUCACUCCGGCAAGUUAGGCUGCACAUGUCAACAUCAUAUUUUUGUGGUUACCCAUUUAAAUCCCCUCGCCCUCCUCAGUCACGUCUCAUUCUGAAGAAACUGUGGAAAACAUGUUUUUCAAGUGUGACAAUAUUUCAACACAGCAAUACCAUGUCACAACACCAAGACAAAACAUCCGCUGAUGGACACCUAGAGAUGCAGGAUCUUGAGUUACGAAAAUUCAGUGUUAGAUGUUGAACCGAUGUCAUUAAGUAUAGCAUUUGAAUGUGGAUAAUUAAAAUGAAUUUAAAUUUCCAAACUAAUGUGACUGUCCUUUGAAAGAGGGUUUUACUUCCAGCUCAAUUUUAUUGCACGGACUGCAGCAGAAACAUGAAACUAUCUUGUACAUUACUAUAUAUCUCCAUCCAUGUUUUUAUUUUAAUGUAUUUACAUUUUUUUUGUAACCUCUUUGAGGUUUAUGUAUAUUUAGCUGAACGCUGCAGGUUUUCAUUCACAUGCCAAACUAUAUGCAGUGUCUGUAUAGUUGCAAUCAUCAAUAAAGUGUUCUAUAAACACGUA
Micropterus dolomieu (smallmouth bass) is the source of this 3781-nucleotide messenger RNA. It is a transcript of the gene cxcr1, whose product is annotated as C-X-C chemokine receptor type 2. The record is from RefSeq and is a predicted model, not a curated record. Bases 1990 to 3054 code for a protein of 354 amino acids. The transcript is spliced from 2 exons. NCBI's taxonomy places the organism in Eukaryota, Metazoa, Chordata, Actinopteri, Centrarchiformes, Centrarchidae. Gene Ontology annotation, cellular component: membrane. Gene Ontology annotation, molecular function: C-X-C chemokine receptor activity. Gene Ontology annotation, biological process: neutrophil chemotaxis; G protein-coupled receptor signaling pathway; immune response.